Messenger RNA from Eruca vesicaria subsp. sativa (arugula), 192 nucleotides. NCBI's taxonomy places the organism in Eukaryota, Viridiplantae, Streptophyta, Magnoliopsida, Brassicales, Brassicaceae. The record is from the annotation of a GenBank genome assembly.
AUGGCAUCAAUUUUCAUGACAACAAGUCUAAGUCACGAAGUUAGUAGGAGCCAUUGUGACAACGUGAUCAGAGCUCUUCCCUACCUGAAAGUCAAGCAGGGAAGUGAACAUGUUUUUACAUGUGGUUUGACGCUUGCUGUUGGUCAGAGGAAAGUUGCAGGGUUUUCUGAGAAAAAUCAGAGACGAGACUAA